UACAUACAAAGGAAAUACCAAUCAACGCUGUUUACCCCUCUUUUCCACUCUCUCAUUGUCUUGAACCCUAACCCGUCAAACAGAGAGCGGUGAAGGUUGAGCAAAAUCAGAGGGCAAUGGCGAACGGAGGUUGACGGCGGACUGACGGGGUCUGCGACGACGAGAGGAGGCAGCUGUGAAAUCUGGGUGCCUGCGACGAGGUUUGAUGAAUUAGCCUCUGACCUUCUCUUUCCGUCUCUCUCUCUCUCCCUCCCUCCUAAAUCCAUUGGAUCCCAUGUUUCUGAACCGGCGCUCCUCUUCGCGAACACCUUCUGCUUCAUUCUCUGGAUUUCUGAGUCUCUCUUUCUCUAUUGGGAGUCAGGAUAACUCUGGUAACAUCUCAACUUAUGAAGACUGCACUUCUCGUUUCUUUCCUUCUGCACCAAGGGUUCCUCAAAUGCCUGGGGUGGUACCUGGAGAUACUGGCUUCAUGGAUAAAAGUGAAGAUUCAUUUCGGGAGCUAUCAAGUUCUUCACAUCAACGACUUAAUAUCUUAUGCAGUGGGGACAAAGAUGGGAGCAUCUACUUUAGUAUAUUUGGCAUAUUUCCCAUUGGAAAAGUUGUAAGUUAAUUACUGGAUUGAACCAUAGAGGAAAUAACUCUAAAUGUGGUUCAUUUGUAUCCCCUUUAUUAGUCUCUAUUCUUUUUGGUAUUAUUUUUAUGAGUCUCCUUGUGGAUUACAACCCUGGUAUUAUUUGCCAGAAUAUACACUAGUUUUCUCUCUCUAAUCAGCCAGUGGACAACCACAUCAUUUGUCGACUUUUGAAUGCUUCAAUUUGCAAGGUAUGCUUAUCCUUAAUUUGGGUGGUUUUAAAAUCCUUGAUAUUUAUCUAAUUAUUUGAUGCUUAUGAUUAUGGAGAGCUAGUCUCUAUUUCCUCAUGAAUAUAUAUUUAUAUAUAUACAUUUAUUGUUCUAUGCUGUACAAUUUGGGUAAUUUCAUUUCCAAUUUGAUUCAUUGUUAUUUCUGUUGCUUGAGCCAAGACACCUGGAAAGAAUACUAACUAUAUUGAAGUAGAGACAAAUCCCAUGAAUGGGACUACAAACAAAAGUCUUAUACAGGCCAAGCAAAAAUAAAAAUCACGAGGAAUUCUUUCGAAAAGGCUCAAAAGCUAAUAUUCAGUGGUCUACGUUUGAUGCAAUCAUAAAUGAUUAUGACCUAAAAUAAAUUUCUUCUUUUUUUCCAAAAAAAAAAGUGAACUAUUUUUGUUUUUAGUCUCUCUCUUCCUAAGAAAAAAUAAUAUAAAAUUUUAUCUGUGCCUGUACAACAAUAUAACUUGUAUGAAGUUGUCAAUGGUCUUACAUAAUAUCUAUUGAGAGUUAGAGGAAAUUUCUGACAGAUGCAAGUGCAUAUGGAAUAAAUUUGGAAAAUAAGUCGAUUAGAUAUGUCAAGCAAGACAGCUUAUUGAAUGGAAACCUGUUAGAAAUACAGUUGUUACAUUUCAUUAACUCAUGUAUCUUGAUUUAUAUGAUUGUAGCAAUCAUGAAUG
Molecule: messenger RNA, 1526 nt
Organism: Camellia sinensis
Lineage: Eukaryota; Viridiplantae; Streptophyta; Magnoliopsida; Ericales; Theaceae
Source: RefSeq, a predicted model, not a curated record